This is a messenger RNA of Lycium ferocissimum, 1938 nucleotides long. Its product is annotated as AAA-ATPase At3g50940-like. The coding region runs from base 179 to 1687 and encodes 502 amino acids. NCBI's taxonomy places the organism in Eukaryota, Viridiplantae, Streptophyta, Magnoliopsida, Solanales, Solanaceae. The record is from RefSeq and is a predicted model, not a curated record. The transcript is spliced from 3 exons. Gene Ontology annotation, molecular function: ATP hydrolysis activity; ATP binding.
AUUUUCCUAUAAAUUUGGCAUUUUCCUCAAUUGCCAUUGCACCCUAUUUUCCUUCACCUUCAAAGAAGAAGUAAUCAAGAAUCCACGUAUUGCUUACUAUUUUAUCACAAAAUAGGCACAUAACACCAACACUAAUAGCAAAAUCUUGAACUCUCAUUAGCCAAAAGCCCUUUAAAACAUGUCCUCUUCAUCAGCAGAAUCGAAAAUGGCCCUAGCCAAGACGGUUUUAUCGACAGUAGGCUCUGUUGCUGCGACAGCUAUGUUGGUCCGUACGAUAGUCCACGACUAUAUUCCACCGGAACUCCAUCAGUAUCUCUACUUUGGACUCAGAAAUAUUUUCACUAAGUUCUCAAAUCAGCUGACGAUGGUGAUUGACGAAUUUGAUGGCCUUGUCAAUAACGAAAUUUAUGAAGCUGCUGUGAUCUAUUUGGGCAACAAGUUGUCCCCUAACAUCCAUCGACUCAAAGUCAGUAAGCCUGAGAAGGAGAAGAAUUUCAACAUCACGAUGGAACGGAAUGAGGAGGUGAUCGAUGUUUACAAUGGACAAACAUUCAAAUGGAUUUGGCUCUGCAAACACACAGAGUCUAAACACUUCUACAAUCCCAGGGACAUGAAUUCCACAUUAAAAUCUGAAAUCAGGUCCUUUGAAUUGACAUUUCACAAGAAAAACAAGGACCUUGUCCUUAAUUCUUACUUGCCAUACAUCAUGAAAGAAGCAAAAUUACAAAAACACGAAAACAAGACGAUCAAGAUUCACACUGUGGAUUAUGAAGCCAUGUGCUGUUUACGUGACAUGUGGAAGCCGGUGAAUCUUGAUCAUCCUGCCACUUUUGAGACAAUCGCAAUGGAAUCGGACCAGAAAGACAUGAUCUUGAAGGAUUUGGAGAGAUUUGUGAAGCGGAAAGAGCAUUAUAGGAAAGUAGGGAAGGCAUGGAAAAGAGGGUAUUUGUUGUAUGGUCCUCCGGGGACCGGGAAAUCUAGUUUAAUUGCUGCGAUGGCGAAUUAUUUGAACUUUGAUAUAUAUGAUUUGGAGUUGACUGAUCUGAGGAGGAACUCGGAAUUAAGGAAGUUGUUGGUUGGUACAGCCAAUAAGUCCAUUUUGGUGGUAGAGGACAUUGAUUGUACCAUUGACUUGCAAGAUAAUUUGGCCAAUCGAGCUGUUGUUCAUUCAAAUGGUUUUAAUCAGCAAGAAAGCAAGGUGACCUUAUCAGGUUUACUGAAUUUUAUUGAUGGAUUAUGGUCGAGCUGUGGAGACGAAAGAAUCAUAAUUUUCACAACAAAUCACGUAGAGAAACUCGACCCUGCACUAUUACGACCUGGAAGAAUGGACGUGCACAUUCACAUGGCAUAUUGCACACCUUGUGGCUUCAAACUUCUUGCUGCUAAUUACUUAGGAAUUAAAGAUCAUAAAAUGUUCAAAGAAAUUGAGGAAUUAAUUGACACAGCAAAUGUGACACCAGCAGAAGUGGCAGAGCAAUUAUUGAAGGAAGAUGAAGUUGAGGAUGCACUUAAGGGGUUGAUUAAUUUUCUUCACAAAAAGAUACAAGAGAAGGAAGAGGAAAAGGCUAAGAAAGUGGAAAUAACUCAAGUGAAGUCAGUUGAUGAGAAGAAAGAAAGUGAUGAAAAUGGGAUUAAAGAAAAUGAGGAAGAAAAGGGAUUGCCAAAUGGGGAAGUAAAAACUACAUAGAAGGCAAAAAAGCCUUUCAUAGAAUAUGACACAAUAUUUCCUUAUAAAUCAUGAAGGAGUCUAUCUAAUCCAUGGGAGUCUAUCUAAUCGAUGGUACAAUAAUACUUGAUUAUAAUUAUAAUGUAGUAUGUCUUCUCUCCUUAAGAACCAAGUAUUGACUAUCAAUAGCCUAUCAUUUUCUUCUUUUAUUGUCAGUGUAUGUAAACAAAGUCUUCUCUCCUUAAGGACCAAGUAGUUUGUCCCCUUAAAAA